ACAGGACGAGGCUCUGCACAAGGUCCAAUUCAUUGGCUCUAUUCCAGGAGGGAGUGCUUUUGCACGUUAGUCCUUUGCAUUCUUGUGUCCUGUCAAAUUCCCUGAUAAACCGUAAAAAUGAACAUUAACGGAUCCCCAAUACUUCCCACACUCAUGGAAAUUUGUCUCCCGCACAAGCGCUUCCAGGGGUCGGGCGCAGUGACGAAACAGGAAAAAUCUUGGCUCCAUUAACAGUUCAUUAUACAGAGAAAAAAAAAGUUGCGUCCUGAUUACAAUUUGGGAUUACUUGUCGGGAUCGUUUGCAGAUGCAACAUUAAAGCCGUGCAAAAAGGGACACAGACCCUCGUCUAGGAUUUUCACGGACUGAGUGACCCUUUUUUCCCCAGGAACUUGGGAAUUUUUCACAGGACGAAACUGCCGGGUUGUUUUGCAGAUGAAAGAAGAAAACCAGUGAAUAACAUGGAGAAUACUGACUAUGAUAUGAAUUUGAAUUCAUAUGAAUACACAUAUUCUUAUGAAGAUUCUACAUACUCCACUCCCCCACUAACAACAGAAGGGUCCAAAUUAAAAUAUCUGCAAAUUGUGGUAUAUUGCAUAAUUGUCAUAUUUGGCACAUUUCUCAAUGGCUUUAUUAUCUUUCGUGUCUGUUUUCUGCACAACACAGCAAUCAGCAUUUUCUUCUCAAAUCUGGCUACCAUUCAUCUACUGUCCAGUCUUUUUCUUUCCUUAAAUGUUAUUUCAUCCUGGCAGAAUCAUCACUGGUCUUUUGGUCUUAUUUUGUGCAAGGCAAACUCCUUCCUGCAUUUUCUCAACAUGUUUUUCACUGCUUCCAUUAUUACGGUGGUGGCAGGUUACCGCUUUGUGAAACUGAUGGCCCCUUGUUUUGCUCAGAGGUGCCACUCUGUGGGAACAAUUUCUUGCUCCCUUGUGGUAAUAUGGAUGGGCUCGACCAUGUUAAGUACUCCUUCCCUUGUCAUUCGCGAUACCACCAUUCAUGAAGACAAUGAAAUUGUGUGCAAGGAUAACUAUGCACUUAUAGCUUUGGUCCCAAAAGUACAUGAAACCAUCCUGUUGAGCCGUUUCUUUUGUGGGCUGGCUAUUCCUUUCUUAGUGACUGCCUGCUGCUCUGGGAUCAUUUUGUGCCGCAGUGGAAGCAGCAAAAUGAAAUCCUUGCAAGGUUACAUCAUUAUCCGCUGGGUCAUAAUUGCUUAUUUUUUGUGCUGGGUGCCCUAUCAAGUUGUCUUUAUUCUAACCUAUAAAACAAGGAAAGAAAACAAAACCCUAACCACUACUUGGAUGCCCAUAGUCACAGUGCUUUCAAUGGCAAAUAAUGUCCUCACUCCUGCUAUCUGCAUUUUUAUGGGUGACAAGAAACAAAAGUGGAUGGAAACUGCGUUUAAUGAGAAAGAGGAAGUUGGGAGCCAAAAGGUUUCCGAAGAUCAGGAACUUUAAAAGAUGGUUCACAACUGCAGAUCUGAGCCUUGCAAACCUCAUAAAUGACUGUGAUACAAAGAUUGUCAAAAUACUUUCAUGUCAUUUUUAUAGGAAGAAAAUGGCUGUUCUUUUACCAUGAGAAGCUGUUUACUUCUGCUUUGAAAGGAAAUAUAUUGCGAUAACCUGAAUUCCUAGCUUUAAAAUUCAGUCAAAUUACAUACAGUAUUUGUCAUCAACCCAAGGAUCUGCUCUUGUACUUCCAUUUUAAUGCUUGGCGUGGUUAUGUGUCCCAGUUGGUGAAAUUACAAAUGUUUAAUUCAGAGCCUGCUGAAUAUUGCUGGGACGUUUUUACAACCAAAAGUAGUAAAUCCAUUGACGUCUGUGUGCAGUUCACCUAUAUGUCUAUCAACACUAAGUAUCACUGUGUAGUGGUUACCUGCAUGUCCAUAGACUACAUUCUCCAAAUGAGGGAAGAAUCAACACAUGUGCAGCUUUCACCUCAGAUCAGGUAAUUGGUCAGAGUGCUCAUAUAGAGUUUGUAAAUAAACACUCACUAUAUUGUGUAGUGCUGUCUGUCCAUAGCCUGCCUUUUUCCAAAUGAAGGGUGAUGUAGUAUCAAAGCAGACAUGGGAUCAUCCAAAAACCAGGCAGAGGUAGUAUUAUGAUAGCAGACAUGGGGUUAGGGUUAGCAUGUAGUAUGAUAGCAGACAUGUUUUUUAAAAUGUUCACAAAUCUGUUGUGAAAACAGGCAUAGUAUCGCCAAUGCCAGCUUAAGGUCAUGGCCAAAGUAGCACUGGCACAGAAAUGUUGAAUAUGAGCAGCAGAAUCAUGCUCUUUACGACAAAGAAGUCUUAAGAAGCAAAAUAGUUCAUUUCACCCUCCCAUUGAGUUCAUAGAGGUGGAAGCUGCAACCAUGCGCCCAUGUGUGGUCAAAAUGCUAAAACAGAUAUGUUACCCUUCUAGAGGACGAAACAGAGUCUGGGUAGGGUUUUCCUGGACCUCUCCUAAAGAAAAACUGCCAAUAUUAGAUUUGUAAGUCUAAUAUACAUACUGUAGUUGCGGACAAUUAUCCGAUCAAUUCUAAAUAAAACCUUAAACAGGCUCUUUUUCAUUGCAGUUUUAAUUAUCAAGGACUAAUUUUUAGGCCUCACAUCACUUUCCAUAUGCUUCCAUUAAUCAUUGCAAAGGCAUUGCUGCCAUUUUGUUAGAGGAACACAUUAAAUUAAUCCAGUGACUUGCUCAGUAACAUCAGCAUAUUAACAUCGUUAUUGUCCCUUCAUGUUCCUUCCUUCACUAAAACAGACACCUUGAAUUUUAACUGUCUAAAUGUAUACUUACUCACUCUCUCAUUCGCUCGCUCAGUGACUUAAUUUUCUCAUUUGUUCUUAUUAAUAUUUCAUUACUAACACACGGCUGAUUCAGAGUUAACAUAAAACAAUUUGGGGCAUCUUAACACAAUGCCCAAAAAGGUGUGUGUUUCAAUUAUGUCUAUGAAAUGUUAUUUCAUUGAAGUCACGAGUCUAACUGCAAAGUUAUUAACAAUUGUGUACAAAAUGUAGCUCUCUAACACAGCAAUAACAUAUAUUUUUAAAGAAUAUUACAUAGUUAUACUGUGUCAAGGUGUUUAAUAAUAAACAGGUUUAAAAAUAAAGAGAUAGAUGGAAAUUAAAACAUAAAACAGCUUAAUUAUGAUGUAUGACAAUAUAUUGCCAAUGAAUUACCAAUAAUUAAUUAAUUAACAAGUUGAUUAUUUUCCAAGUAUGCUUAUUGCAAUGCAGGGACAUAGCUGCGAUCUGAGCAGCAAUAAGCACAAUGCAGGAAUGAAGCACCUUCUGAUCACAGGGUAAAUACACACACACACACAAACACUCACUCUUACUUUGCCAGUUUAGCAAUGACAAUAAACCUGAUAUGCACAUCAAUGGAAUAUCAGAAAGAAAUCAACAUGGAUACAGGAAGAAUGGAAAAACUGAAAAUGGACAGUGACUUUGAAACUUUAAGGCAGCAGUGCUAAUCACUAUGGCACCAUACUGCCCAUUUACACUAACAUAAACAAAAAGAAAAUCAAUACAAAAGUGAUAGUGUAUUUUUGUCUAUUUUUUUGUAUUAUAAAAACAUUAUGGAACAUGUAUUAUCUUUGUAAUAAACCUUUUUAUGUCAGCA
Messenger RNA from Polypterus senegalus (gray bichir), 3597 nucleotides. Its product is annotated as chemokine-like receptor 1. NCBI's taxonomy places the organism in Eukaryota, Metazoa, Chordata, Cladistia, Polypteriformes, Polypteridae. Gene Ontology annotation, biological process: regulation of calcium-mediated signaling; complement receptor mediated signaling pathway; positive regulation of macrophage chemotaxis. Gene Ontology annotation, molecular function: complement receptor activity; G protein-coupled receptor activity. Gene Ontology annotation, cellular component: plasma membrane. The coding region runs from base 460 to 1452 and encodes 330 amino acids. The transcript is spliced from 2 exons. The record is from RefSeq and is a predicted model, not a curated record.